This is a messenger RNA of Heterostelium album PN500, 930 nucleotides long. RefSeq lists its product as uncharacterized. The record is from RefSeq and is a predicted model, not a curated record. Lineage: Eukaryota; Evosea; Eumycetozoa; Acytosteliales; Acytosteliaceae. Bases 1 to 930 code for a protein of 309 amino acids. The transcript has 2 exons.
AUGGGAUUAGAUUGGCAAUUAAAAUCAAGAAUAUUAUUAUCUAUUAUUAUAUCUGUAUAUAUUGUAAUUAUUGCAUUAAUUGCAGCUGCACUAGAUGCAGAAUGGUAUGAAGUGGAGCGUGAAGAUUGGUCACAAGAUUAUUCCUUCUAUAUGACUAAUAGAAAACUAUCUCUAUUCCAAAUAAAAGUUAAAGAAGGAUACCCAAGUAAUAUAUCAUAUAAAUGGAAUUUUUUGGAUUCAUAUAAAGAAGAAAAUGUUGAUACAAGAUUUAAAUAUGAGGAGUUUAUGAUAAAUAAUGCAAUUAUUUUGUUUGUCUCUAUUGCCAUUUGGGUCGCUUCAAUCAUUUGUAUUAUUGUUGCAUUUUUCCAACCAAAAAAUAUACAUUCUAGAAGAGCAAUGAUUACAUUACCGAUUAUUUUAAUUGUCUUUGUGGGAGUAGGAGCAUUUAGAUUCGUUACCAUACCAAAAACCUUUAAAGAGGACUUAGCUUUUAAUUGUAAUUAUGCCUACUGGUGUGACUCUUUCAAAGGAUCGUUAGGUGUCAACUACUGGAAACCAAAAGAAGGAUUCUCAAUGAUCGUAGCUGCUUUUGUAUUCUCUGUGCUUGGAACUAUCCUCUGUAUACUCCAAUGGUUCGUGCUAAAAGGACUAAAGAAAUCCUUGGAAAAGAACUCAACAAAGAUGUCAAAUAUCUCUGUUGGAAACCAACCAGCGCCACCUGUAGUCUAUGCAAAUGGACUACAAUCGCCUGGUGCAGUUGUCUAUGUAAACCAACCUAAUGUGGGAUAUUCUCCACCUCCACCAGCUCCAAUUACACAACCAGGUCCUGCACCACCUGGAUUCACUUUAGUACAACAACAAAUACCAGUAAUAGGACCAAAUGGAACACCUACUCAUUACACAACUCAAUAUGUAUAUCAACCAAUUUAA